CUCCUGACGGUAGUGGAAAACAGAUUUUUGGAGGAACCGGAGCCUGAGCGCAGCCAGUCCAACAGGAAUGAACUCCCCUCUUACGCUUUGUGCAUCUCUUACUUUGACAAGUGGACCGUCUGUUUGAAGCUGGGGGGACAUUUCUUUCCUUUUUUUGAAAGGCUCGCUUUAGGACUGCGCAACUUCCUUCACAAUUCUCCUCCACACCCAACCUCUUUUUUUUUUGAAAAAAUUAAAAACAGCAGUAGUUUUCUAAGAUGACUUGGACGGCGAACAGUUGUUUAGUCACUCUGGCCAUCCUGUUUCUCUGGCGAGUGGAAGAAAUAGCAGAAGCCUGCAGCUGCUCCCCUGCGCAUCCUCAGCAGGCGUUUUGCAACUCAGACGUCGUUAUCAGGGCAAGGUUAGUCGGAGAGCAGGAGGUUGAGGUUGGCAACGACAUCUAUGGAAACCCCAUAAAACGGAUCAAGUAUGACAUCAAACAAAUCAAGAUGUUCAAAGGUCCCAACCAGGUAAUUGAUGCCAUCUACACUGCUCCUUCCUCUGCAGUGUGUGGAGUGACUCUGCAGACUAAUGGCAAGGAGUAUCUUAUCACAGGCAAACUGGAGGCUGACGGGACAGUGCAUAUCACACUGUGCGACUUCAUUGAGCCCUGGGAGGCCACGAGUGAAACCCAGAAGAGGAGCCUGACUCAGCGCUACGAAAUGGGCUGCGAUUGCAAGAUCACUCGCUGCACCUCCAUCCCCUGCAUGAUCAGCAGCCCAAAAGAGUGCCUGUGGUUGGACUGGGUGCUCGAGAAGACGGUCAGCGGAGAGCAGGCCAAACACUUUGCUUGUAUCAAGAGGAGUGAUGACUCUUGUGCCUGGUACAGAGGGGCAGCACCGCCCAAAAAGGAUUUCCUGGACAUCGAAGACCCUUAACUCCACCACUGUCCAAUAGUCAGAUGUCUGAAGUUGAAAUAUACUAAGAUAUAAAUACCAAAACAUACAAAUAAUUACAAGUCAAAUUUAUUUUGUUUUUUUUUUCUUAUUAAAAGAGCCAUAGGGCAUGUGCUCUGUGGUGAGGUUGGAAAAAAAGUGAAAUUGUUAUGUUUUUAUUUGCGGGACUCAUAAAGUUUUUUUAAAUCAAUAGUCUUAUGAAUUCAGCACUUUCAGACACGUCCACCCCUUAUAUCCGAAGCACUUCCUCAUAAACCACUUCUCCCUCAGCUGAAUGAAUCAUCACAAUUCAGUAUUACUGUUCAUAGCGAUUCUUUGUUCUUGCGCGACUCAUUUCUGAUUUCCUUUUUAACCAAAGGUAUUGUUUAAAGUGAUCUAUAGUUCUAUAAUGCAACACAUACAUACCUGUAACUCGAAGUGUAACAAUUCUGUGAAUCUGUGUGUUCAUAAGUAUCAUUAGCUUGCAAUCGGCACCCUGAUUUGUGACAGCAGAGCUAUCACAAAGAACGAGCGCCACCUCUUGCACGUCCUGCUUCAGAUUCUUUCUUUUGCCAAGUAUGCAAAACUUUUACACUCUGUUUUUUUUGUUUUUUUUAUGUGGCAAUCCUUAUUGGAGUAAGCACAGUCGGUGCUUUUGCUCAUUGUUUUCCUUAAAUAAUCCUGAAUAGACAAGAAUGCACUUUGAACACAGUUGUCACCGCAGUCAUAUUGUCUCUAAUGAAAAAUGUCUGAAAAAGAGGAUUGAAUCCUCCAUUUUGUAUUUUGUAUUUUUUAUAUUGCAGCUCUUCUCUUUGUAAUGCUUUAGUGUAAGAGCUAGUUUUAUUUAAGGAGGUUAUAUGAUUCAUAAUAUUCUAUUGAAAACAAAUGCCCACAUUUUGAUACUUUUUUGUGACAAAUGACACCAUUGGUAUUGCAUAAUGAGAAGACCAAAUAUGUAAACAGUAUUAGCAAAAAUACACACAUUUUAUUAAAGGUCAACUUGUAGGCCUCAUUUUUAACAGUCCUAUAGUCCUAACCUUUUUAGGGCCGUGAACUAAAGAACAUAUUGUAACCAAUCAUCCUCUUUUCUUGCAGAUGCCUUUGAUAUGGCCAUAAACAAUGUUGAGCAAAUGUCAUGUGACUUUAAUAAUUAAUAUGAGUGUGAAAAGAUUCUUCAUUUGAAACUGUAGUCAAGUAUGAUGUCUUGUGCUGGUUUCACAUGAGACGUCUCGAGAUGAUUUUUGCAUGCAUGUCCAACUGAAACAAUUCUGUACAUUUGACUAUUAUAUUAAAUGCCAAACCCUG
Molecule: messenger RNA, 2219 nt
Organism: Dicentrarchus labrax (European seabass)
Lineage: Eukaryota; Metazoa; Chordata; Actinopteri; Moronidae
Gene: timp2b
Product: TIMP metallopeptidase inhibitor 2b
Exons: 5
Coding region: 258-917 (219 amino acids)
Biological process (GO): negative regulation of endopeptidase activity; negative regulation of membrane protein ectodomain proteolysis
Cellular component (GO): extracellular matrix
Molecular function (GO): metalloendopeptidase inhibitor activity; protease binding
Source: RefSeq, a predicted model, not a curated record